Molecule: messenger RNA, 1716 nt
Organism: Drosophila nasuta
Lineage: Eukaryota; Metazoa; Arthropoda; Insecta; Diptera; Drosophilidae
Product: fibrinogen-like protein 1
Exons: 3
Coding region: 58-1416 (452 amino acids)
Source: RefSeq, a predicted model, not a curated record
AAAUAACGAAAUUCAGUUCUAAAUUCAUUUUGUUUGCGGGCAGUCGAAACAUUUAAAAUGGGCAGAAUAAAAUUUAACGGAGUUUUCUUAUUGAUGGUCCUUCAAAUAUUCUUGGUGGCUACAACAACUGGAGAUGAAACGUGUGAAUCAGACCGAAAAAUGGAAGAACAGUGCCGCUUUCAUAACUACAAGACUGUGAAACCGUUGCUAGAUUAUUUCAGGCAGGUUAGAAAUGAGUUAGAACAAAGUGAAACUAAGGAAAAGCAGAUAAGUGAAUUAAAUUCUGAUCUUAUGGAAAAAUAUCAUGAAAUUGUAAGAAUUCAUGAAACAUUCGUGAAGGAGGCAGCUCUAUUAAAUGAGUAUAAAAACAAAGUAAUCAAAGGGGAAAACGAUUUGCAAUUGUGUCAAAAUAAAGUUGAUGAAUCUGAAAUUAAUUCACAACAAAAUAUUAUUCUUAAAUUAAAAGAACAACUAACAGAUAAAUCCAUCAACUUAGAAAAGUGUCAAGUUCAAUUAAAAUCUCUUAAUUCUAGAUUAAUUGUAAAAGAUGAAAAUAUAAAGAGAUUGAUUGAGAAUAUUCAAAAUAACACAGAGCAUCAGGAAACACUUGAGUUGGAGUUAGAGAAGAGUAAAUCUAUAAUAAUAAAGCAUGAAAAUGAUGAUCAGUUAUGUCGUUUAGAAAACAAUAAAUUAAAUAGGAUAUCAGAGAAUAUUAGAGAAGAACAGAAAAAAAUGCAAUUGAAAUUAAAAGAUUGUGAAACUAAGCUAAGUCAAUCUGAACUUGAUAAAUUAAUUCCCACAACAUGCAUCCCUUUCGGAGAAUAUUCAGGAGUUAAUCAACUCAAUGUCUCUGGCAUAGGUUUAUUCAAUGUUUUGUGCGAUAGUCAGUUAGCUGGACCUGGAUGGAUUGUAAUACAACAACGAGUUGGGGGAAACGAGAAUUUCAGUAGGGAUUGGGCAACGUAUCGCAAAGGUUUCGGUUCUUUUGGAAGUGAUUUCUUUCUUGGAUUAGAGAAGAUACAUCGUAUCACGAGCUUGCAGCAUUUCGAACUUUACAUACAUUUGGUCGAUGAGGAUGGAAGAACCUACAACGGUCGUUAUGACUACUUCAAAAUAUCUGAUGAACAUAAUGGAUAUGCACUGAGAUUGGGUGAAUUCACUGGAACCUUUAUUGAGGAUGGCAUGAGAUACAAUAAUAACAUGAAAUUCACAACAUUCGAUCGCGACAACGACAAAGUUGAUAAUGGUAAUUGCGCAUACCGGUAUGAAAGUGGCUGGUGGUACAGUGCUUGUUCUAAUUGUAAUUUAAAUGCACCAUAUGGGCUAUAUCUACGUUGGUGGGACUUACAUUUCAAUAAUAUUUUACUUAAAGAAGUUAAGAUGCUAAUUCGCCCCAAAGAAGCGAUGAAGAAGUGAUAAACUGAAAAGCUGAAAUUCCCAUAUUUGGCUCAAUUAUGUAAUCAUUUAUAGUAAUAUAUAAAUAAAACGAUCGACUAUUUAAUGCAGCGAUUUAUUUUGAAUAGAAAUCGAUCAGUUUUUAUUGCAUUUAUUGUAUGUUUUGAUGAGAAAAUUUUGUAGACGCUUUUAAUAGAAGUGUAAAUACUUAAAAGUCAGUAAACUUAUGAUUAUCCUGUAUAUAUCCUUUCAGUCGAAUCUUGAAUAUUAAUGUAAUUUAAAAAAUGAUCUACCCAUAUUCGUUUCUUAUCUAAACAUAAA